Molecule: messenger RNA, 726 nt
Organism: Aspergillus homomorphus CBS 101889
Lineage: Eukaryota; Fungi; Ascomycota; Eurotiomycetes; Eurotiales; Aspergillaceae
Product: DUF3237 domain-containing protein
Exons: 8
Coding region: 85-594 (169 amino acids)
Source: RefSeq, a predicted model, not a curated record
GCCGCGUAGUACCGAUACUCAUCAACAACAACUUCUUUCUCAUCCUACUUAUCCCUCAUCAAGUGACAAACCCUCAAGCACACCAUGUCGGGCUUUCCUACUCUCCAACCGGCCUUCACUAUCCAGGUCACCAUCGAUGCGCCGCUAGGCGUCGGUAGUGCCUCUCGGCAGAACAGCCUUCAGGUCGUGCCCAUGACCGGCGGCACGAUCAAGAGCGAGCCCGGUUUCUCCCCCGCCAUCGAUGCUGAAUUUGUCGGCGUCGGCAACGACUACAUCCAUGCGGAUGCUGACGGCAAGCACCUGCGUCUGGACGCGCAUGCUGUCGCUAAGCCCAAGGAUGAUGCCGAUCUCAUCUACCUGAACUACACCGGUGUUGUUACAAUGGUCCCCGAGGUCCAGGCUGUCUUUGCCGGCACUGCGGAGAACGGCUCGACGCCGUUCGGCAAUGCUUUCACCCACUUCACUUUCGAGACGGGCAGCGCACGCUACAAGGACCUCGAGACCCGGGUCUUCGUCGCCCAGGGCCGGUUCAACGUCGAGAAGGGCAAGCCGACAGUGGUCGAGUACCGCGUCAGCCAGGUCGUUCAAGGUUAGGUAGUCUAUAGCCUAUCUGACCAGGCAUCGUAGCUACACAUGCGACUCACAAGCACACAAUCGCAAAUUUCUGAGGGGGGAAGAUCCAUUCUCCUCAAACCUUCAGCGUAGCCACUAUUAUCCAUCAAUAUU